Danio rerio (zebrafish) is the source of this 3000-nucleotide messenger RNA. The record is from RefSeq and is a predicted model, not a curated record. Lineage: Eukaryota; Metazoa; Chordata; Actinopteri; Cypriniformes; Danionidae.
UAUUAAUACAUUUAAUCAGACAUUUCAGCACAAUGCUCUUGCUGUAACACUGAGCCUGAAAGUCUUAUACAGCUCUUCUGUACUUGUACAUUCUCUGAGGAUUUCUGGAAACAGGUUUCAGGGUUGAUUUCUGAUUUAUUUUACAGCAUAAUUAAUUUUGAGGAGUGCAUGAUUCUUCUUCUGAGUUGUAAAACUGGCUAUGAUGCGCUCGAUAAUGCUCUGAAGUUGACCAUUUAGCUUGGGAAGUUUCACAGACACAAGGCAAAGUCUCUUACUCCCUCAUUUAAUUUGUUCUGUAGAGAUUUACAAAUAUUUUAUAAUUUUUGACCUCAAUUACAAGACACAAGAAAGCUUUAAAAAACUCUCUAAUAAUGAAGAAAAUUUUCUGUACAGUCUAAUCAUUUAAAUAUAUCAUAUAUGUUCUUUUCUCUUGUUUAAUGUGUGUUCUGCAUCUCUCAGUUUUGUAUGACUGUUACAUGUGUUAUGUUAUCAUAUAAUCCUGUGUGCUUGUCAGUUAUAUGCUUCAUAAUAUCUCUGAUGUUGGAAUAGGACUGAUGUUUCUCUCUCCAGUACAGCAGGUGGCGGUGUGCAGCUCUGCUCUCUGACUCAGCACACAGGCAGAAGAAGAAGCGGUGUGUGUCGUGUUUACAGUCUGUCUCGCGUCCUGCGUUUACACUGCUUCAUUUUACUCGUGAUGAGCUUCUGGAUUUGAGUGUCUCAGCUGCUGAUCUAUUCCUGCAUUCAGCUGAAUUAUGAAGGCUGAUCAAUGACUGGAGAUCUGUGAUUGUUCAUCAGUUUCUGCUGGAGAUCAAACUCUUCAGAUCCAUCAUGGAGGACACACACACACAUGAUGAUCUGGAUUUGUCUACAGGAUGCAGUUCAGUUCAUCAGAAGAGAGCAGAAGCAGAGCCCAGCUGUGUGUCUAUGAAGAGUGACGCGUCUAUGGAUCACCCAUUGUUUUUCAAGAGUGGAAACACAGGAGCUGCUGUCAGCUCACGUAAGAGGAAGAGAGCAGAAGCAGAGCCCAGCUGUGUGUCUAUGAAGAGUGACGCGUCUAUGCAUACACCAAUAAAAUUUAGGAGUGAAAACACACAACCUGCUGUCAGUGUGGAUGGAGAUGAUCAGACUGGAGACCUGCAGCAGGAUUCACUCCAACCAGAACAUGAUGAACUUCAGAGAGUCAAAGAGCAGCACAAAACCAGCAUGAAGAACAAGUAUGAGAGAUUAUUUGAGGGAAUCAACCAUGGAGAGACUCAAACCCUCCUGAACAGCAUCUACACACAGCUCUACAUCAUAGAAGGAGAGAGUGAAGGAGUGAAUGAAGAACAUGAGGUUUUACAGAUGGAGAAAAGAGGCAGAACAAAACCCUCACAACACACUCCAGUCUACUGCAAUGACAUCUUUAAAGCCUCAGCUGGAGCAGGACAUGAGGAGAAGAUCAAGAAGGAGAAAGCCCAGAUCAAGACUGUUCUCACUAAAGGCAUCGCUGGAAUCGGGAAAACCGUCUCUGUGCAGAAGUUCAUUCUGGAUUGGGCCGAGGGAAAAGACCAUCAGGAUGUAGAUUUCAUGUUUGUGCUUCCAUUUCGAGAGCUGAACUUGAUCAGAGAUCAUCAGUACAGUCUUCACAGACUUCUGCUGGACUUUCAUCCUGAACUUGAAGAUCUGGAGCCCAAGAUUUAUGAGCAGUGUAGAGUUGUGUUCAUCUUUGAUGGUCUGGAUGAAAGCAGAAUCACACUCAACUUUUCAGAUGAGGAGAAAGUUUGUGCUGUGACUGAAUCUUCAUCAGUGGCUGUGUUGAUGCGGAGCCUCCUGAAAGGAGAUCUGCUUCCCUCUGCUCUCAUCUGGAUCACCUCCAGACCAGCAGCGGCCCAUCAGAUCCCCUCCAGAUACAUCAAGCGUCUGACAGAGAUUCAGGGAUUCACUGAGCCUCAGAAGGAGGAAUAUUUCAGGAAGAGAAUCAGCGACGAGCAUCAAGCCAGCAGAAUCAUCUCCCACAUCAGAAGAGCAAGAAGCCUCCAGAUCAUGUGCCACAUACCCGUCUUCUGCUGGAUCUCCUCCACUGUGCUUCAGAAGCUCCUGGAAGAAGAUGUGAGUGCAGAAAUCCCUCAAACUCUGACUGAGAUGUACAUCCACUUCCUGCUGAUUCAGAUCAACAUGAGGAAGCAGAAGUAUGAAGAGAGAGAUCCAGAGAAACUCCUGCAGUCCAACAGAGGAGUGAUCCUCAAACUUGCUGAAGUGGCUUUCAGACAGCUGAUGAAGGGCAAUGUGAUGUUCUAUGAGGAGGACCUGAUUGAGAGCGGCAUAGACGUCACUGACGCCUCGGUGUAUUCUGGGAUCUGCACUGAGAUCUUCAAGGAGGAAUCUGUGAUUCAUCAGAGGAAAGUCUACAGCUUCAUCCAUCUCAGCUUUCAGGAGUUUCUGGCUGCUUUCUUUGUGCUUUACUGCCAUUUAACAGAGAACAGAGAACCGCUGAAGUUAAUUUUAGAAUAUUCAGAUGAUCAAUAUCUACAGUCCAGCUCUGAGAAGUCUCUGUAUGAUCUGCUCAGUUCAGCAGUAGAUAAAGCUGUCAGGAGUAGUAAUGGUCAUCUGGAUCUGUUCCUGCGGUUUCUGCUGGGCGUCUCACUGGAGUCCAAUCAGAGACUCUUCCAGGAUCUGCUGCCACACACAGAGGAGAGCUCAGAGAGCAUCAGAGAAAUCACACAGUACAUUAAAUACCAGAUCAAGACAGAUAAACGUCUCUCAGCUGAAAGAUCCAUCAAUCUGUUCCUCUGUCUGCUGGAGGUGAAAGAUCAGACUCUGGCCAGAGAGAUUCAGGACUUUGUGAAAUCAGACAAACACUCAGAGAAGAAACUCUCUCCUGCUCACUGCUCAACAAUCUCCUACAUGAUUGAGAUGUCAGAGGAGCCGCUGGAUGAGUUAGACUUUAAUAAAUUCAACACAUCAGCUGAGGGAAGACGGAGACUGACAGCAGCUGUGAGAAACUGCAGAAGAGCUCUGUGA